GGGGCUUGGGUCGGAGCUCAUGUCCUAGAUUGCCGAAGAUGACAGCUUUGAAAUAGCAAACCAACUAUUACAAACCCCCGCCAAUCUACACAAUCAACCUUUUCAUUCUGAUUGCAAUUACCAUGGAAUCAUGACCAUAUUUCGCUCUGCUACUUCAAAAUCGAAGUCGAAUAUUUACCCAGAGGUCCUGGCAAGAUGAAGAGCCCGAGCCGGCGGCUUGUACUGCCAUUGUUUAUUCGUAAGGUUUCCAACAAUUUCUUCCGAGCUCGAGAGUUACUAAUUUGAUACAUAUAGUUAGUUGGCAGUUUUUUUUUCAAAUAUGUUAUGCGCAGGCACAUGAGGAAGAGCUAGGGGCAUCUCUCACGGCGGAGGAGAGUCCAAAGCCAUCUUUUCAAGCUCAACCAUCUACAGCUCAAGAAUCGCAUCGAGCACCUAUAAUAAAGAACACAGCCGGUAAGGACUGAGUUUGCAUGCCUUGGUUUACUAUCUGCUAACAUACUGUAAGAACAUGAGCUAGUUGACAAAGCUAUACAUUCUCUCCAAAGUUACGAACGAUCGCAUCCACGCCCUACCUCCAACCCUUCCGGAAUUGUUAAAACGUUGACGCAAUAUGUUGUUGCAAGUCUUCCAAGAUUGGUUCAAGGACCACCACCAGAUGGGAAGAUUCCAGCGCAUCACCAAGCUCCAGGCCCAGUCGCAGAAGCAGUACAACUCUUGGAGCAAGCAGCCCAUGUCAAUAACUCCGAUGCGAUCUAUCUUCUAGCGCAAAUAAAUUUCUAUGGAAACUAUUCAUACCCCAAGGACUAUAGCGAGGCAUUCAGAAGAUAUCAUCAAUUGGCAUCAUUGGAUGGCAAUAGCUCGGCACAGCACAUGGUUGGAUUUAUGUAUGCGACAGGAAUUGGAGGAGCGGUAGAGCAGGAUCAGGCAAAGUCUUUGCUUUACCAUACAUUCGCCGCCGAAGGAGGAAAUACAAGAUCCGCGAUGACCCUUGCUUUCCGCCAUCAUAGUGGAAUUGGUGUGCCGAGAAGUUGCGAUUUGGCGAUUAAAUAUUACAAGGAAGUGGCGGAUAAAGCAGUUGAGUGGUAUCGAUCCGGUCCGCCAGGAGGUAUGGCAUAUGUUCAAGACUCGUAUCAGCUUGCAGAUGAAAAUGGCGGAAUCUAUGGUGAAGGAGCAAGUUUUAGUAGUGCUGGACAAAAUGCAAAGAGCGGAGGGCCAAGCUCAGAUGCUCAUGCAGCAUUAGAUGAUGUUCUAGAGUAUCUUGACUUGAUGUCUAGAAAAGGCGACUUCAAGGCUACUUUUAGCUUGGGGCGUAUUCAUUAUGAUGGUCAAAAAGGGCUUCCGCGAAAUUUGAAGAGUGCGAAAUGGUAUUUCACGAAGGUAGCAAAGUUAUAUUGGACGAGAAGUGGAAAAAUCAUCGAGAACGAUAAACCUCAACUAGACAAGAUUGCUGCCAAAUCCGCAGGCUAUCUAGGACGGAUGUACCUCAGGGGCGAGAGUGUGGACCAGAGCUAUGAAAAGGCUCAGACUUGGUUUGAACGCGGUAUCAAAAAUGGUGAUUCUGGUUCUCAGUAUGGAAUGGGUUUGAUGUACCUGCAUGGCCUUGGAGUACCAAAAAAUUCUGUAUUGGCACAACAAUACUUCAAAGCUUCUGCUGACCAAGACUAUGCGCCUGCGCAAGUUAGCCUAGGGGCUAUGUACCUGGAUCAAGGUACUGAUAACGACAUUAAGGUUGCCAAUCGAUAUUUUGAACUGGCAGCACGAUAUGGUAAUAUUGAAGCUUACUACUAUCUCGCCGACCUUAUAAACCAGGGAGUUGGCCGAGAUCGAAGUUGUAACUUGGCAACUGCAUACUACAAGAACGUUGCAGAGAAGGCAGAACCACUUCUGACGUCCUUCGCCGAAGCGAACAGUGCCUAUGAGCAAGGCGAUUACGAAUUAGCUUUAGUUGGUUAUAUGCACGCGGCAGAACAAGGAUACGAAAAAGCACAAUCAAACGUUGCAUAUAUCAUUGAUGAACAAAAGUCGAAAUUGACUGUACCUUCCUGGCUGACUCUUGCAUCCACCCCAAGACCGAAAUUGUUACAAAAUUCGAAACUUGCGCUGCUCUAUUGGACCAGAGCUGCCAAGCAGGCAAAUAUAGACGCUUUAGUCAAAAUGGGUGAUUACUAUCUUUACGGUAUCGGCACCCCAGUCGACUUGGAGAAAGCUGCAGCUUGUUAUACAGCAGCAUCUGAGUUUCCUCAAAGUGCCCAAGCAUUAUACAACUUGGGCUGGAUGCAUGAAAAUGGUGUUGGCCUUGAUCAGGAUUUUCAUCUCGCGAAGAGAUAUUACGAUCACGCUUUGGAGACGAACGAAGAGGCAUAUCUACCCGUGACCCUCAGUUUGUUGAAACUACGCAUCAGAAGUGCAUGGAAUUCGUUUACUCAUGGCAAGAUCAAUUCGAUUAUCGAUGAACCAAGUAAGUUAUUUAAAGUCCAAAUAUUGGAGACAAGGUUUUUAACAUACCACAGCUCCUCGAAAGCAAUGGUCAUUAGGGGAAUGGAUUAGCAAUUUCCUCCAAGAUGAUCACCCAUACUACGCCGACUAUGACGCAGAUGAUGCUUAUAGUUCAGUACAUGAUCCUAUGCCGGGUGGUGAUGCGGAUGGACUCUACGAUGACAUCCUAGAUGAUGGAUUGGUAGAAAGUCUUAUUAUUAUUGGCUUAGCAGCCGCAUUGGUGUUCUUAAUAGUAUAUAGACAGCAGAGACAGGAAGCGCAUCGAAUGGGCGAAGGAGCAGCUGCGAAUGCCCAACAAAAUGCACAACCGCUUAACGGAGAGGUUCCGAAUAGGGGACUCUUCCCUAGGCCAGGUGAUGCGAAUUUUGAUGAUUGGGUGGCGGGUGGAGUGGGACAUUAACAAAGUGGGUGCAGGAGUUUGAAAGGAAAGAACUGUAAUUAAGCAUGUACGUACAGUAAUAUGAAUGCAAAUGGAAAUAUGAAUAUGAAGCAAUGAGAUGAUGAGAUGAUGCAGUUGGAUGUGCUAGGUUUGCGCCUGGUUGUUUCUUGGUUACCGGCAUCACA
Molecule: messenger RNA, 3060 nt
Organism: Sclerotinia trifoliorum
Lineage: Eukaryota; Fungi; Ascomycota; Leotiomycetes; Helotiales; Sclerotiniaceae
Source: the annotation of a GenBank genome assembly